UACAUCCCAUUUCCUUGCGUUGGAACCUGGCUAGCGACUGCGUUUGACACAGGGAGUUGCACUUCCCUAUCGCUCUCUCUGCAUCUAAUCAGUACCGAUACGAUUGCUGCUAUGCUAUCACAUUUACGAUGUUUGUCACGGACACUUGGGCGCUCUCUUUCUGCGCUAAGUCAGGGAAAUGGUGUACUGAUACGAAGGAGUGCAUCAGGCCUUUCCGCCUCCAGCCGUCUUGUUUACAGGAAUGGCCAGCCAUGUGAUUCCAGGUCAGCAGUCAACGUCUUCCAAAUGCGAUACUUCAAGACAUCUACAUUACGCAGAGACGAAGUUCUCACCGUCAACACCCCAGCGUUCGCUGAGUCCGUCACAGAGGGGGAUGUGAGGUGGGAAAAAGCUGUUGGGGACUCCGUGAGUGAGGAUGAGGUGGUGUGUGAAAUUGAGACAGACAAGACCUCAGUGCAGGUACCCUCUCCUGCAGCCGGAGUGAUUGAGGCUCUCCUGGUGCCCGACGGAGGGCGAGUUGAGGGAGGAAACCCCCUCUUCAAACUCCGGAAAGGAGCCGGUGCUGCCAAAACUGCUGCCUCAGCAGAAGCCCCUGUGGCCGCUGCAGCCCCUCCUCCUCCAGCAUCACCACCUCCCACCCCCGUCGCCAUCCCCGUCGCCUUCCCCCCCGUGCCAGGACAAGCCAAGGAAGCCAAACCCGUUUCUGCUGUCAAGCCAACCGCACCUCGAGCUGCCCCAACCCCUCCCACAGCAGCACCCACAGGAGCCAGGACAGAAAGCAGGGUGAAGAUGAACCGCAUGAGGCUGAGAAUCGCCCAGAGGCUUAAGGAGGCCCAGAACACCUGUGCCAUGCUGACCACUUUCAAUGAGGUGGACAUGAGCAACAUCCAGGAACUGAGAACCCUCCACAAAGACGCUUUCCUAAAGAAACACAACAUCAAACUUGGCUUCAUGUCUGCGUUUGUCAAAGCUGCAGCCCACGCCUUGAUGGACCAGCCGUCUGUUAAUGCUGUCAUUGAUGAUUCAACCAAAGAGAUAGUGUACAGGGAUUACGUAGACAUCAGUGUGGCUGUGUCGACUCCAAAGGGACUUGUGGUACCAGUGAUUCGCGACGUAGAAACAAUGAACUUUUCUGACAUCGAGAAAACCAUUAAUGGAUUGGGAGAAAAGGCUCGCAAGAACGAACUGGCCGUGGAGGAUAUGGACGGAGGCACGUUCACCAUCAGUAACGGCGGUGUUUUUGGAUCCAUGUUUGGCACACCCAUCAUCAACCCUCCCCAGUCUGCAAUCUUGGGCAUGCAUGGCAUCUUCGAGAGGCCAGUGGCCAUAGGGGGCAAGGUGGAGAUCCGGCCCAUGAUGUACGUAGCACUGACAUAUGACCACCGUCUCGUCGACGGCAGAGAGGCCGUUACCUUCCUACGCAAGAUCAAGUCAGUGGUAGAGGACCCACGCGUGCUGCUUCUUGAUAUGUGAUUUCCUGUCCCCAAAAAGUUUAUUUAAAGAUGAUGUCAUUGAUAUAUAUAAAACUGCAUCCCCUUUAUAUAAAAAAAAAAAAAAAAAAAAACACAAGCAACGGCUAUAUUCUACAUUUUUCUGUAUAAGUGACGGAAUGGGGGACCGGAUGACAUUUUUAGGGACUGUCUCCUCAAUGCAGUUUGUCGUUUCAGACUGGAUAGUCAUUUAAAUUCCAGGGCCUAAAGGAAUCUGGGUAUGGAAUUUCACCUCAAAAUAUGGAAAAUGUAUUUCAAAUGUUUAUUCUUUUCUUCAAUGUCUGGUUCAACAGUUGUUGUGCAAAGUACACAAGAUUAUGCCCAGUUUUCUGAUUUGUUACCCAUCAUAUUGUCAUUUUAAAUGCUAUGUUACUGUGUAUAACUCUUAUCCAAAGCUCAUGUUCAACUCCAAAUGCCAUUUACACAUCCACUUGAGGCUUUUAAUUAUUUUACAGUUAUUUAGCCAAAACUGGUGCUCAAUUAGAUAUAUAAAGGCCAUGGACCAUUUAUAUGAUUGUCGUUUGUCAUGGUUGUGUAAUCAUCAAACAUGUCUACACACCACUUAGUCUGUCAGUCUAUCCUUCUCGUAGUGUGAAACAGACCAGGUUCUCUAAGAAGGAGAGAAGUGGACGGAAGUGAACUAGCUGCCAUGACACUUUUGUGAACUGAUCCAUUGUCUUUCUUCUGCCGCUGUACAGUCUUCUGCUUUUGAGACAGUGGCCACAGAAGACAGACGUUUUUGAUAAAUGCACUGUCUGUGUUUAUUGAUCUCUUCAAUGUAAUGGACAACAUGCAAGACCAGACUUUUUGUUUGUUUGUUGUAUUAACAACUCUUGGGGAGUAGUUUUCAAGACGCACAAUUUAGCAGUAUGUACUGUUUCUCAUGAGCUCAUCACUGCAAUAUACAAAAUGUGUAUCUAUUUAAAGAAAAUGUUUUAAAGCAGUUAAAACGACAUACGUUUUAUGUAAACUACUGUAUCUUUGUUCCUCAUUCUUAACUUUCUAGUUCUGACAGGUUUCUGAAAGGUUCAUUUCUUUUGGUUGCUAUUAUAAGUAAAAAAAACAAAAACACGA
Molecule: messenger RNA, 2564 nt
Organism: Hypomesus transpacificus
Lineage: Eukaryota; Metazoa; Chordata; Actinopteri; Osmeriformes; Osmeridae
Product: dihydrolipoyllysine-residue succinyltransferase component of 2-oxoglutarate dehydrogenase complex, mitochondrial-like
Exons: 15
Coding region: 112-1473 (453 amino acids)
Biological process (GO): tricarboxylic acid cycle
Cellular component (GO): oxoglutarate dehydrogenase complex
Molecular function (GO): dihydrolipoyllysine-residue succinyltransferase activity
Source: RefSeq, a predicted model, not a curated record